Molecule: messenger RNA, 579 nt
Organism: Puma concolor (puma)
Lineage: Eukaryota; Metazoa; Chordata; Mammalia; Carnivora; Felidae
Product: interferon beta-like
Biological process (GO): defense response
Cellular component (GO): extracellular region
Molecular function (GO): cytokine receptor binding
Source: RefSeq, a predicted model, not a curated record
AUGACCAGCCGGAGCUUGCCGAGCUGGGCUUUGAUGCUACUUCUUUCCAGUACUGCCUGCUCUCUGGACUGUCACUUUCAACGGAGGGGCAUCUGGGAGAUUGUACAACAUUUAGAGAACCUUGGAGGAAAAUUUCCCCUGAGAUGUCUGAAGGACAGAAGCAACUUCAGAUUCCUCCAGGUUGCAAAAAUCGACCAGCUUCCGGAGGAAACUGCUUUCCCGGCCAUUGGAGAAAUGCUGCGACAGGUCUUCAACACUUUCAGCCUGAAUGUCUCCCAAUCGUUGUGGAAUGAAAGCCGUUUAGAGAGACUCCUAAGUGGACUGUAUCAGCAAACGGAGAAGACAGGGAUAUGCCUGGAGCAGGACUCUGGGCAGGAGGAUCAUUCAUCCUCGCAAAGGGAGGGUACCAGACUUGCAAUAAAGAAUUAUUUCCAAGGCAUCCGUGACUAUUUGCAAGGCCAAAAGUAUAGCCACUGUGCCUGGGAGGUCAUCCGUGUGGAAAUCCGAAGGUGUUUUCUCUUCAUUGAGCAGCUGACAAGAAGACAUCGGGACCAAGAAAUAGGUCAUUUACAUAACUAA